Messenger RNA from Lepus europaeus (European hare), 734 nucleotides. RefSeq names its product chromosome 10 C12orf75 homolog (gene C10H12orf75). The transcript has 6 exons. The record is from RefSeq and is a predicted model, not a curated record. Bases 31 to 222 code for a protein of 63 amino acids. Lineage: Eukaryota; Metazoa; Chordata; Mammalia; Lagomorpha; Leporidae.
CGGAGCGCUGCUUCCCGGGCCGGCGGUGCGAUGGGCUGCGGGAACUCCACCGCCAGCAGCGCGAGCGCGGGCCGAGGCCCUGCAGGAGCAGCUAAGGACGUAGCAGAAGAGUCGAUAAGCGAGGACGACAAGAGGAGAAACUACGGAGGCGUCUAUGUUGGUCUACCAUCUGAAGCUGUCAAUAUGGUGUCCAAUCAGACAAAGACUGUACGAAAAAAUUAGAAGAACAUAACACGGCCCAAGAAUCAAGAGCUUGCUCAUCCAUUUGGAAAGAAUUUGGCUCUGACGACAUAGUGAUGUGUGCAGAUGUUUCCCAGGAAACUACGGACUGUCUCCCUCGGCUCCCCUCCCGCCCCCCCAACUCUUAGGUGCAUGGCUAGGACGGCAGGUGCAGGCUGAGGGCUGUGGUAACGAGGAAUUCAUUAGACAGUACAUCCGUUGAUGGAGCUCCCUGUGGUCCACCUGCGAGAAUCUGGGAGGUGGCUGCGUGCCCCAGGGCCGCCAUGCCCCACCCACUGCAUGACCCCCUCGGCCACCCAGCACAGUUCAUAGAACUCAUGUCUUUUCAGAUACUUUUUUGAUAGUUUUUUUAUAUAAUGAAAUCCUUAUUCUGUUUAUAACUUAAAAAUAAUAAGCCACUAUAAAUGAAUUCCUUAAAGUAAUAUAUUUGUUCUCUUUCGCUAUUUCUACUUCUCAUUACUUUUUAGCUAUAACAUUGGUAAACUGAUUCUUAU